GCCUCCCUCCCUGUCGCCAAGCUGCGCCGGGGCCGAGCGCCCCCUCCUACCUCCCCCUCCUCCUCCCGGCGCACCCCGCCCGUGAACGCAUCGCGAGCCCCUCCCGCUGCGCCGGGCUGGGGGACUCGGCCGCCCCCGCCCCAACCGGGAGGCGGCGGCGGCGGCCACCCAAAGCUGCAGUGGGGACCGAAAUCCGAGGCCCGGUGGCGGCCCUGCGUCUGGACCGGGCACGCGGGGUCUGUGCCUCUGCGCCCCUAGCCCAGGGCCGCGGUGCCCGGCCUUGCCGCGGGCUAGAGAAGGUAUUUCCUGGCCACGGGCAAGUGAUCUGACCAAUCUGAGCCUUCGCUUCUUCAUUCCGGCACAGAAGCAUUCCACCCUGGGAGCACUGUUGUGAGAAUGCUUCCGGGCCCUGGCUGUUGGUGAACAGAGCCGCCCUGAUCUCGCAGGCCGGGCCCACCCGCGGCCCCCCAUGAGCGCGCCCGGCUGACCGGCGAGGCGGCCGCGGUGGAGCCGGCGCGCCCCGAGGGCAGCGGGGCCAUGGCCUCGCUGGACCUACCUUACCGCUGCCCGCGCUGCGGGGAGCAUAAGCGCUUCCGGAGUCUGUCGUCGCUGCGCGCGCACCUGGAGUACAGCCACACUUACGAGACGCUCUACAUCCUCUCCAAGACGAACAGCAUCUGCGACGGGGCGGCGGCCGCCGCUGCCGCAGCAGCCGCAGCCUCUGGCUUCCCGCUGGCACCUGAGCCCGCUGCCCUGCUGGCUGUGCCUGGGGCUCGGCGCGAGGUCUUCGAGAGCACGUCCUUCCAGGGCAAGGAGCAGGCGGCGGGGCCAGCGCCCGCGGGGCCGCACCUGCUGCACCACCAUCACCACCACGCGCCGCUCGCGCACUUCCCCGGUGACCUGGUGCCCGCCAGCCUGCCCUGCGAGGAGCUGGCCGAACCGGGGCUGGUGCCCGCCGCGCGCUAUGCGCUCCGGGAGAUCGAAAUCCCACUCGGCGAACUGUUCGCGCGCAAGUCCGUGGCAUCUUCGGCCUGCUCGACCCCGCCACCCGGGCCUGGCCCUGGUCCUUGUUCGGGGCCUGCCUCUGCAUCGCCGGCGUCGCCAUCGCCAGCGGACGUCGCCUACGAAGAGGGCUUGGCACGCCUCAAGAUCCGCGCGCUGGAGAAGCUGGAGGUGGACCGGAGGCUGGAGCGGCUGAGCGAGGAGGUGGAGCAGAAGAUUGCGGGGCAGGUGGGCCGGCUACAGGCCGAGCUGGAACGCAAGGCCGCAGAGUUGGAGACUGCGCGACAGGAGAGCGCACGCCUGGGUCGUGAGAAGGAGGAGCUGGAGGAGCGUGCAUCUGAACUCUCGCGCCAAGUGGAUGUGAGCGUGGAGCUGCUGGCCUCGCUUAAGCAGGACCUGGUGCAUAAGGAACAGGAGCUGAGCCGCAAGCAACAGGAGGUGGUGCAGAUCGACCAGUUCCUGAAGGAGACGGCGGCUCGGGAGGCCAGCGCCAAGCUGCGGCUGCAGCAGUUCAUUGAGGAGCUCCUGGAGCGCGCAGACAGGGCCGAGCGCCAGUUGCAGGUCAUCAGUAGCAGCUGUGGCAGCACACCGAGUGCCAGCCUGGGCAGAGGAGGUGGGGGCAGUGCCUCGGGGCCUGGAGGGCGAGGCCCCGGCAGAAUGCGAGAUCACCAUGCAGGCCCAGCUGUGCCAAGCACGUACGCCGUGUCACGGCAUGGCUCCUCUCCCAGCACAGGGGCCUCCAGCCGUGUACCAGCUGCAUCCCAGAGCUCAGGCUGCUAUGACAGUGACAGUCUGGAGCUGCCCCGGCCAGAGGAAGGGCCCUCGGAGGACAGUGGCCCUGGGGGCUUGGGUUCACGGGCCCAGGCUACCAACGGUGGUUCAGAGCGGUCCCAGCCCCCUCGUAGUUCAGGCCUACGACGACAGGCCAUCCAGAACUGGCAGCGCCGACCGCGCCGUCACAGCACCGAGGGGGAGGAGGGUGACGUCUCAGAUGUGGGCUCCCGAACUACUGAGUCAGAGGCUGAGGGCCCCUCUGAUGUCCCACGCCCUGGACCUGCUGUAGCUGGGCCCUUGAACAGCUGCCGUCUCUCAGCCCGCCCCGAAGGAGGCAGUGGGCGAGGCCGUCGAGUGGAGAGAGGUAGCCCCUCACGCUCCAAUGAGGUCAUCAGCCCGGAAAUCCUCAAGAUGCGAGCUGCCCUCUUCUGUAUCUUCACCUACCUGGAUACCCGUACGCUGCUGCAUGCUGCAGAGGUCUGUCGGGACUGGCGCUUUGUGGCCCGCCAUCCUGCCGUCUGGACGAGAGUGCUACUGGAGAAUGCCCGAGUCUGUUCCAAGUUCCUGGCGAUGUUGGCCCAGUGGUGUACCCAGGCUCACUCAUUAACAUUACAGAAUCUGAAGCCCCGACAGCGGGGAAAGAAGGAGAGCAAGGAAGAAUAUGCCCGCAGCACCCGGGGCUGCCUUGAAGCAGGGCUGGAGUCCCUGCUGAAGGCGGCCGGUGGGAACCUGCUGAUCCUGCGCAUUUCCCACUGCCCCAACAUCCUUACUGACCGGUCCCUCUGGCUGGCCAGCUGCUACUGCCGUGCGCUGCAGGCUGUCACCUACAGGAGUGCCACAGACCCUGUUGGCCAUGAGGUGAUCUGGGCCCUGGGCGCAGGCUGCAGAGAGAUUGUCUCCCUCCAGGUGGCGCCACUUCACCCGUGCCAGCAGCCCACCAGGUUCAGCAACCGUUGCCUGCAGAUGAUUGGACGCUGUUGGCCCCACCUCCGGGCCCUGGGCGUAGGUGGUGCCGGCUGUGGGGUGCAGGGCCUGGCAUCGCUUGCAAGAAACUGUAUGCGGCUGCAGGUCCUGGAACUGGACCAUGUGUCAGAGAUUACCCAGGAGGUGGCGGCUGAGGUCUGCCGGGAAGGCCUGAAAGGACUGGAGAUGCUGGUGCUCACGGCCACCCCUGUCACCCCUAAGGCUCUGCUCCAUUUUAACAGCAUCUGCCGGAAUCUCAAAUCCAUUGUGGUGCAGAUCGGGAUUGCUGAUUACUUCAAAGAGCCCAGCAGUCCCGAGGCUCAGAAGCUGUUUGAGGAUAUGGUGACAAAACUCCAGGCCCUUCGACGAAGGCCUGGCUUCUCGAAGAUUCUGCACAUCAAGGUAGAAGGUGGCUGCUAACCCGGGCAAGGGGCGGCAGGGCCCCUGCCAGCCCCACAUCAAGGCGCUCUUUGGAACUCUGGAGGGGCCCUGGCUUGGACUAGACCCUUGGAGGCCUCAUGUUACCCCAGGUUCCUGACAGUGAUUGAAUAUCCUGUCCAGUUGGGACAGCAGAGUGACAGGUGACCCAGAGCACUGCCUCCCCAGGGCAGGGGCUUGGACAGACAAUGCUGCCCUGAGAACUCCCUCACAUCCCCAGUGGCAGCAGCCUUCUGGCACAGCUGGCACACCAGCACCUGGUUGUCACUGCUCAGAGGAUCUGCAGUAGCCAUCCAGCGGCUCCUCAGCUGCUCAGGCAGGUCUCUCCUUCCUGAGGCCAUCUCCUGGUCAGGAGCCUGUCAGGUCACAGACCAGAAGGGGCUUAAGGCAGCUCACACAUAGCAAGGAGGGCUCUUCUCCCUUUUCCCUGGCUAGGCCCUCUGCAGGGCACUCCCUUCAGACAGAGGGCCUUUCUUCCAGAUUUGUAUUCUCCAGUGAUGAUGCAGGCAAGCCUAGGAACCCAGGUACAAGGUUAGCUGAAAGUUGGACAGGGCCAUAGGAAUGGGUUUCCAAGGGUAAAAAAUGUCUAGAACUCCCUAGGAAGAGGCCCACACUUCCCAAGCAGGUAAAGGACUGGCCAGUUUGGAGGAGACUGUUUCUAAGACAAAAGACUUAUCAUCUCACACCCCAGAGCUAAGCUCAAAGCAGUCUCUGGGGCAGAGGUCCCAGCAAAGCUACAGUAAGAAGGGACCUCUUAACCCAGGCACUUUAGGAUUUCCCAAAGUCUUUCAGGCGGCAAGGCCAUUAAGAGGGAGGACCUUUGGCUACCUGCUGUGCUGGGGCUUGGGGAAAGGGGGAUUGCUUGAGGAGGAGGCUUUGGCAAGGAGCCAGAUUCUGGUGCCAGACAGGAAGAAUUUCCACAGCCUGUCUUCCUAAGUCUUUACAGCCCUGGGCAGAAACCACAGAAUAUUUGGGGUUGGGUGUCAGUGGCCUUGCACUGUACCUGAAAAGUCUGUCUGAGCGCCAAAGUCCCACAGACUGAGCAUCCCUAGCUGAGUUUCUCCUCUCAGAACUUGGAUUUGGCUGCAACCAUGAGUCUUGGCAACCCUCAUUUGGGCCCAUCUUUCAAAUGCCUGGCUUGUCAUCCAAAUCUUAAGAGUUUUCUUUGCUCCUGUGUAAGGUGGAAUCCUUUUGCCAGUUUUCUCCAGCUGUGCCACAACCUGGACUGGGCACUAAGCCAUCUGGGUUACUGCCUAACAGGUCCCUUGCUUUGCUGCACACCCUCCCGCUCAAUGCUCCCAGGUCCCAUAGCUCUGGCCCAGCUCAUCAUUAUUGAGUUCUGUGGCUUGUUCUGUCCCUGCUUUCUGAAGACUAAAAUGCCAAGGUUGUCAAUGCUGGAUACUCCAUGCCCAGUCCUGCAUGAAACCUUGGCUGUGUGGUAUCUAUAUGCCCCUACCUCUCACAGCUGCCUCCAGUUGCUCCCGCCUCCUCAGCUCCGUCCCCAGGAGUCACAGGCAACAGCACAACUUCCCUCUCCCUUAGUGGCCCGGGAGGGAGGCGGAGGUGCACUUGGGGUCCAGUGCUGCCUUCGGCAGGUCAGUUGUGCCAGCUACAUCCAUGCAGCCCCUGCCCUGAGACUCUUAUGACCAGAGGUGCUGCCCUUCCUGUCUCUUGGAUAAAGCACAAAGUGAUGUGGUAGUUGGCCACACCUGCCCCUAGGGGCUUCCAUUCCUCAGCCGCAGGAUUUGGACAUCUCCCUGGGUAGGGAAGGCAUUAGAAUGCCUGGAGGGGGGAAACAGGUCAGGGUACACAGCCGUCAGGGUAGGGAGCAUGCUAGUCCCAGGCUCUACUCUAUCUACACAGCAUCCUGAUCCAUGGAGAGGGAAACCUAGCCCUUCUGUUGACACAAGUCUGCCCUCUGAACGGCUUUUGAAAGAAACCUGUGUUCUUGUGUUAAGUAAAGGUGGGUAGAGUGAAAAUUGCAGACCUAAGCCUUUAUCAACCUAAGUGACAGGUCACUGUGUCCUGCCUGAGUCUUGGGCGUCUUAGUCUUAAGGCAUGACUUGAGACGCAGAUCUGCCCCCGCCCCCGACUUGUGGUUCCUUUGCUUUUUCCCCAGGGGACCAACCCUGCUUUUGGGUGCUGUACUCAAUUCCAUCUUCAGCAGUCACAGAACCAGUUGCUGAUGGGGCACAUGGCUUCCUUAGGAGCACCUUAGCUGUUCUUCAGCCACUCAAAGGGGAGCCCCUUGCGUCUCAUACUUAAUAUUAAGUACAGAAAGAGUGCAUGAGGGCAUGCCCUGCUCCAGAAACACUGGUCUAUGGAGAAGGCUCAUGGGUGGCAGCCACUUGGUAUCUCUUCCACUCCCAUCCCCUGCCACACAGCCUGGCCCUAGCAACUGAGUUGCGGCAUGUUUAGCUUGAGUACUUCAUGCUUACUUACACAGGCUGUUUUUCCCCACAAUAUGGCAAAAAUGUAUGCACCCCUGCCUGGAACCCCAGCUUUCCACCCAUCAACAGAGAGCACCCUGAAAAAAAAAAUUAAAAAAACAAAACAAAACCCUCAUUGACAAUAGAAGCUGAGUCAGCCUCAAGAAUUGCCUCAGAAACCUAACAAAGAGGCCUCCUUCCCAUGGCUUGCUCCUCCGUUUCCAGCUCUGAUCUAGAAUGCAGAACACAGGUAGUAAGCUGUCAACCUGUCUCUGUAAGGCACUAAGUUGAAGGAAAACUUCCCAGAGCAACAGUUGGUGCCAAAGAUAGUUCCUGGUGAACUCGGGGAAAAGUGAGAUUAAGUGGAAUGGCCCAGUGCCCCGGAGUUAACCACUGAUGGGAUGAACCUUAGCCUGUCAGCCCCUGAAGACUUGGCAGUCUUUCUGCCCCUAGUGGCCAUGCUUUCUCAUCUAGCCUCGGCGUAGGCCAGUCUCUCUGUAAUAUAUUAAUGUGUGAUGUGUAUAUUCACUCCUGGACAAGUGAGCUCAGCUGGAGUCCUUACCCAAAAGGACAAGGCUGAAGGUUGGGUGAAGAGCAGAAAAUUAGGCUUUCCUCAACAUUUUGGGACUUUAGUCCCAAGACUGCCCGAGACAAUCAAGCAGGCACUCCACCAUGAGGCCAGCUCUGGGCCUCUGCCAUUAUCACAGCCCAGGGGGAGCUUGGCCUGGAACCCUCCAGCCUCUGCUCAGCCCUGGUAAGGGUCUGAGGCCUGAGGUGGCUCAGAGGGCAUUUGCUGGUGGGACCACAGCUGGAUCCUAGGCCCUGCCUUCCUGUGCACAGCCAGGCUAUAAACUGCCCCGUGCAUACUAGGCAGAGGGGUGGGUAGCAACUUUUGGUUUUAGUUUUGUUAAUAAAGUGGUGCCUGUACCUCCAGCCCCCAGGGGGCCUUCCCUGGCCCCACUUAUCUGCCCCACCCAGGCAUUGCCAUCCCAGCACUUUGCUCCAUGUCACCCAGAUGCCCUUUGCCGAAUGUAUCAGCGUAUGUAUCUAAAAGGACUCUUGGGCAUCAUUGGUUCUGUAUCCAAUAAAAAAUGGUGAAA
This is a messenger RNA of Psammomys obesus (fat sand rat), 6706 nucleotides long. RefSeq names its product F-box protein 41 (gene Fbxo41). The transcript is spliced from 14 exons. The coding region runs from base 538 to 3159 and encodes 873 amino acids. The record is from RefSeq and is a predicted model, not a curated record. Gene Ontology annotation, molecular function: protein binding. NCBI's taxonomy places the organism in Eukaryota, Metazoa, Chordata, Mammalia, Rodentia, Muridae.